Molecule: messenger RNA, 2687 nt
Organism: Brassica napus (rape)
Lineage: Eukaryota; Viridiplantae; Streptophyta; Magnoliopsida; Brassicales; Brassicaceae
Product: proton pump-interactor 1-like
Exons: 8
Coding region: 579-2384 (601 amino acids)
Source: RefSeq, a predicted model, not a curated record
UUUGUAACACGAAACUUAUAUUAAAGAGUUCAAAGAGCAAGAACGUUUACAACUAAAGCAAAUAAUUCCGGAGGCAUGCUCGACAGUACAACGAAAGUAGAAAGCAUUAUAAAACAUAGAAAGAUAGAGCCUAUAAGAGGCGAAUCAAGCUCAGCAAGAUGAAGAACUCCAUGAAGAAGUUUUACCUUAAUCCCUAAAGCGAUUGUUCGCGAGAACAAUUGAUAGUCGAAAUCGACGUUGAUACACCAAUAAGAAGCGGUUGGACUGUUGCCCGGCAAGAGCUUUUGGUGAGAAGCUCCAGGACUUUGGGCAACACCAAGAAGAAGUCCUAUCUGACUUGAUUUGGCAUUGAAGUUGGCAGGAUCAGUUCUGAACUCAACAAAGCUUCUCAACGAGACUAGGUGAAUCUCUAAAGCUAGUUUAGCCUUCUUAGGAACGCUUAGGAAAGAUCUUACCCAAAGGUUUCGAUUUAGCUCAACAAAAUCCAUGCGCAGGAAAAAAAAAGUUAGAGCGACCCUUUUACUUUAAAAUGAUUUGAUCGUCUCUGAUCUCUUGCUACUUUGACUUCCGUUAAAAAGAUGGGAGUUGAGGUUCUACACUCCGGUGGAUUUGAGGUUGUUCCGGCUCCUUUCGAAGACACGAACGGGAAAAUGGACCAAGGUAAAGGAGAUAAAGUCUCCAUCAAGUUUGGUUCACUCGGUGAACCGCCAAAGAAAUCCCUAGAGAACAAUGUGUUGAUCUCUGAUGUACCUAAAGAUGCAGCAGAAGAGUGGCCUGCUGAGAAGCAGAUCCACUCUUUCUACUUUGUCAAGCACCGUCAUUUCGACGACCCCAAGAUCAAAGCUAAGCUUGACUUAGCUGAGAAGGAGCUUGAGAAGUUCAACAAGGCCCGUGCUGCAGUUUUCGACCAGUUGAAAGCUAAGAGGGCGGAGAGAUCAGAGUUAUUCGACCUGUUGGACCCGUUGAAGACCGAGCGUCAGGGGUUCAACGCCAAGUUUGAUGAGAAAAGAAAGGAGAUGGAACCGUUGCAGCAAGCAUUGGGAAAGCUAAGGGGCAAUGAUGGUGGUAGUGGACGUGGACCUGCUAUAUGUUCUUCAGAAGAAGAGCUGAACAAUAUGAUAUACAGCUACCAAUAUCGGAUUCAACACGAAAGCAUUCCAUUAACGGAGGAGAAGCAGCUUCUCAAAGAGAUUAGGAUGCUUGAAGGAACAAGAGAUAAGGUCAUUGCUAACGAGGCUGUGAGAGCCAAAAUCAAAGAAUCUAUGGGUCAGAAAGAUGAUAUCCAAGGUCAAGUUAAGUUAAUGGGUGCUGGCUUGGACGGAGUGAAGAAGGAGAGGCAAGCAGUUUCAGCGAGGAUUAAUCAGCUGAGUGAGAAGGUGAAAGCAACCAAAGAUGAGAUUCAGGUCUUGGAGAAUGAGCUGAAGACUGUGAGUGAAAAGAGGGACAAAGUUUAUUCAAACAUUCGUGAGAUUAGGAAGCAACGUGAUGAGACGAAUUCAGGGUUUUACCAAGGCCGUAAUGUGUUGAGCAAAGCUAGAGACUUGGCUGCACAAAAGAACAUAGACGAGCUUGAGGCCCUCGCCAAUGCCGAGGUUGAGAGAUUCGUGUCCCUCUGGUGCAGUAAGAAGAAUUUCAGAGAAGAUUAUGAGAAGAGAAUCUUGGCGUCGCUUGAUGCUAGGCAGCUGAGCCGAGAUGGCAGGAUGAGGAACCCUGAGGAGAAGGCUCUGGUUACUCCAGAGGCACCACCAGUAGCAAAGGUCCCUAAAGCUAAGGUAAAGCAGCAGCCAGAGGAGGAACCAGUUUCUGCACCUGAAUCAGAUGCUGCUCAUGUUGCUCAGAAGACGGAGAAAGCUAAAAAUGCAUUGAAGGUAAAGAAUGCUGUUGUUGUUGAUGAUGAAGAUGAAUUAUAUGGUCUUGGAAAGCCGCAGAAAGAAGAAGAGAAAAAGAUUGAUGAAGCAACGAUGAGAGAGAUGAGAAAGCAAGAGGAGAUUGCUAAAGCCAAGCUAGCCAUGGAAAGGAAAAAGAAGCAGGCAGAGAAAGCCGCCGCUAAAGCUGCGAAAAGAGCUCAAAUGGAAGCUGACAAGAGAGAGAAAAAGGAGCGAGAGAAGAAAGCCAAGAAGAACUUUGAUGCCGAGGCCGAAGUUCCAGAAGUUUCUGAUGCUGAGAAGGAGGAGACUGAAGCUCAAGUGGAGGAGAAACUACAGAAGGAAAAAGUCUUAAAGGAGAAACCAAUAAGGAACAGAAUCCGCAGUAGAGGAGGACCAGAAACACUCCCAAGAGCAAUCCUCAAGCGUAAGAAGUCGAUUAAUUACUGGGUAUGGGCUGCUCCAACUGCUCUUGUGGUACUGAUGCUUCUUGUCUUGGAUUACUACUACGCUCUCUAGAUCAAACGUAGUGAUCAAGCGAGGCUGCGUUGUUGUAGUUUGGGACCUUUUAAAGCUUUCUUUUGAGGAUGAGACUAAAGCUUAUGCCUCAUUUACAUACAAGCAGAGACUCUCGUCCCUUUAGAAGGACUUUUACUUUCUCAUUUUGUUCUUCUCUCUCAUCUGUUGUUGAGGCUUUAAUGAAGAAAGAAAACAGUUUUUGUUACAUUUUAUUUUAUAGUGCUAGAAAACCACAUUUCUACAUAAGUGUCGUUACUAGUAAGUCUGAAAAUGUAAUAUAAUACAACUCUUUUGACUACGAAA